AUGGAGAAGAAAUUUGAUGUUGUUUUGUGGUGGCUGGUGGUCCUCGGCUUUUGCCUACACAUCAGCGGCGUCACUGGCAUUACUGAUGCAAGCAUGCCAAUGGACCAUAACAACUAUGGCCUUGAUAGGAAGGAUCCACAAAAACCCUUUGCUACAACUGGCUAUGGUAUGCAUAGUGCUUAUGGUGGUGGGUCUAAUGCUGGUUAUAGCGGUGAUGAUGGAUAUGGUGGGGGAGGGGGAGGUGGAGGUGGCGGCUAUGGAGGAGGUUCUGGUGGUGGAUUCGGAAGUGGAGGCGGCUUUGGUGGAGGCAUGGGGAAAGGUGGUCGUGGAUAUGGAGGCGGAGGUGGCAGUGGUGGUAGCUAUCGACCUGGAUAUGGUCGUCCCGGACCUGGCCGUGGAUAUGGUCCAGGUUCUAAAUGGGAUGCUUCACUCUCCAAGAUGGAUAUUCAACACUAA
Molecule: messenger RNA, 456 nt
Organism: Beta vulgaris subsp. vulgaris (sugar beet)
Lineage: Eukaryota; Viridiplantae; Streptophyta; Magnoliopsida; Caryophyllales; Amaranthaceae
Product: glycine-rich cell wall structural protein
Exons: 2
Coding region: 1-456 (151 amino acids)
Source: RefSeq, a predicted model, not a curated record